AUAAAAGGUGUUUGAUGAUCUUGGCUUUCAGGCAGUGAAGGAGUAGGCUUUUACCUUUUAGAGAAGUGAGUAUGUCGAUAAAGCAGCUGGAUGGAUUUGUCCCACUGCAGCCCGAGCUGUGAGGCAACAUGCCCACUGAACCAGUCAUAACAAGAAGCAUAAAACCAUUUCCUUCAAGAAGACGCUGGUGGUUUCUCUUUUUUUUUUUUUCAUCUUUUGACAUCGGUGAACAUUAGUCACUUGAAGACUCUGCACUGGAUGACGCCCAGGCACCCUCCAGUGAAUCCACCUCAGGUCAGCUUUAUGAGGACAGGCACAAACUUGGAAGUGGCGAAAUGAUAGAUUACAAACAUCUGCCAGAAGAAAAAAAUAGCGCAAUUAACACACAGGAACAGGAAGUGGGAUCUACAUGAUCAUCAGUUUGUGUGUGUCUGUGUGAGUGUGUGUGUGUGUGUGUAUGUGUGUGUGUUUCAGUAAGGUGCAUGUGGGAACCUAAGUACCUACCUGUGCUGUUGGAUAAUGUCUCUGAAACUACCUCGCAACUGGGACUUCAGCACCUUCAAGGCUGAGACGGCUCGGAUAGCCCGAUCCAAGAGCGUGAUUCCUGGAGAGGGUGCCCCUGGAUCGAGCUCACCACUCUCUCCCAGAUCCAUGGAGAGGCCCCUGAAAGCCGGCUGGCUAAAGAAACAACAGAGGUCCUUGGUGAAGAACUGGCAGCAGCGCUACUUUGUGCUGAGAGGAAGCACUCUGACCUACCACAAAGAUGACAAGGAGACCACUGUGCAGGGAGUUAUCCAGAUGCGCUUCAGCAAAGUCAGUGAACUCCCACCAAGUUCAGAUGACCCUGGAAAGUUCCUCUUUGAGAUCACACCACGUUCGACUGGAGACAGGGAGCGAUGUCCGUAUGUUCUCAUGGCCAACUCCCAAAGUGAUUUAGACGACUGGGUGCGUACACUGCGCAGAGUCAUUGGAGUACCGACGAGUGGAGUGUUUGGAAAGAGUCUGAUAGACACUUUAACAUAUGAACAGCGCUUCGGACCUCACACAGUACCAAUCCUGGUGCAGAAGUGUGCAGACUUCAUAAUAGAGCAUGGGCUGAAUGAGGAGGGAAUCUUCCGCCUUCCUGGUCAGGACAACACUGUCAAACAGUUUAGAGAUGCCUUUGAUGCAGGAGAAAGGCCCUCCUUUCCCAGUGAAACAGAUGUCCACACGGUGGCGUCACUGCUCAAGCUGUACCUGCGGGAGCUGCCUGAACCUGUGGUGCCAUGGUCACAGUACCAUGACUUUUUGGACUGCACCCAUUUACUGGAUCCCUGCAGCCAAGAGGGCUGGGAAAAACUGGAAAAACAAAUAGCUCUUCUCCCCAGAGCCAACUACAACAUUCUCAGUUAUGUCUGUCGGUUUUUGUUUGAGGUGCAGCGACACUCCAAUGUGAAUAAGAUGAAUGUGGAGAACCUGGCUACUGUGAUGGGAAUCAACCUUCUCAAACCUCAGAUAAAAGAUCCAGUCACUGUAAUGAAGGAGACUUCUCAGAUCCAAAAGCUCAUGACAGUGAUGAUCAGACAGCAUGAAACUUUGUUUCCUAUCUCCAAAGACAUACUUCCACCCUCCCCUUCAAAUAAGGCUGAAACUCAGAAGAAUACCCCUCGAAGCUUUGUGGGCUGGGAGUCUGCAGAGCUGGGAGAUGCAUCUAUGUCUGAGUCUCCCGAAGAGGAGGAGGAUGCUGAUAGUCCAGCUCCACUAAGAAGUGACUUCAGCUCCAAGGUAUUCCUCCAGGAGCCGUCCUCACCUGGCUCAGACGACUGGUCUGGAAGUCCCCGCAAACGCACCCAGACCCUACCCUCCUUCAACUGCCCCCUCACUGGGAUGGCAGCCAAGGCAGAUGCCCUUAACAGGUGGAGCCGCAUCCAUGAAAGCGGGGAGGAGAAGAGCGGGACUUUUUCUGAGGACAUUUUCAAAAUCCUUGACCUGCGGACUUCAGGGUCAUUUUUUGGAGGAUCUAAGAUAAACACCAAGGAGAGUGAGAGUAGAUUAACGGAACGAAGGGGAACUGACAACACAUGUUCUUCUACUGCUGGCUCCCAGAAACCUGAAAGUAACCUCCAGCCUGGGCGGGUGUUGUCUCACCAGAAGAGCGUGGACAGCCUGAUGGUGAACAGGCCAGUGCAGCAGGUCAACAGCAUGCCAGAACAGAUGGAUGACCCUGAGCAGCUUGUAAAGAACUUGCAACAGCAGAACAAGGAGCUGAAGGCCGCCGUAGCAGAGCUCCAGGCUGCUCUGGAGGCAGAGCGCCGCCGUGUGGCAGCUCUAGAGAUCUGUUUGAAGAACGCAGAACGCAACAGAGACGAGGCCUAGAGACGCAAUGACGAAUUGCAAAGAGACAUUCAGCAGUUCCUUGUCCAAGAAAAACAAGCUCCUACUUAAAAUGAGUUUGUCAACAGUCUAUGUAUUUAUAAGUCUGAUAACUUUACCAGAACUAAUUUAAAAGUAACCGUUUGACACUGCUGGAAUAUUUUAUUUCAUUUCUGUUGGACAUUGGAGAUAAGUUAUGGGUUCAUUUGAUUGUGCUUCUGAGAAAAGUCUAAUGUCACUGUUAGAGACUUUAAAGUUGAGCAGAUGCCUCCUUAGCAUCCAGUCGCUGUUAUCGGGUGCAGCAUUUACACAGAGCGUAUAGAGGGAAGGAAGAGCCACACCUGUGAGGAAUGAAAAUAACUUGGGAAUACAUGACUGAACAACAGGAGCUCUCUGAAAACUCUUCAAUCAGAUUCAGCAGGACUGUGUAGAAGCUGCUGAGAAUGUCACAAGGAUGGCACAUUAGAUAUCCAUGUCUUCUAUCGCGAGUCAGUGAAAAGCACAAAUUGAAGCCGUUUUAUGGACAAGCAAAAAUCUUCCGUCAGCAUUGUUCUAUAUCAACAACCAUAAGGGCUGUUUUAGAUACAUAUAUAUUUUUUUUUUAAUUAUGUAAAAAACCAAUUUAAAUAUCCUGGGAAGGGCUAAGAUUACUGAAAAUUGAAAACAAGAAUGUUGUGUAAGAAAAGAGUUUAAUGGUUGAAUAAAAACACAGAAAGCAAUA
Messenger RNA from Girardinichthys multiradiatus, 3073 nucleotides. RefSeq names its product Rho GTPase activating protein 25 (gene arhgap25). Lineage: Eukaryota; Metazoa; Chordata; Actinopteri; Cyprinodontiformes; Goodeidae. Gene Ontology annotation, cellular component: phagocytic cup. The record is from RefSeq and is a predicted model, not a curated record. The transcript is spliced from 11 exons. Gene Ontology annotation, biological process: activation of GTPase activity; negative regulation of small GTPase mediated signal transduction; signal transduction. The coding region runs from base 520 to 2355 and encodes 611 amino acids. Gene Ontology annotation, molecular function: GTPase activator activity.